Messenger RNA from Pistacia vera, 510 nucleotides. RefSeq lists its product as uncharacterized. The record is from RefSeq and is a predicted model, not a curated record. Bases 1 to 510 code for a protein of 169 amino acids. The transcript has 4 exons. Lineage: Eukaryota; Viridiplantae; Streptophyta; Magnoliopsida; Sapindales; Anacardiaceae.
AUGUGCACUCUCCGUUAUGACAGGAAAUUCAUUCCUAGCAGCAAAGAGAGAGGAAUAUUUGGUUAUCCUAGUACCGUCGGGGCUUAUGAGACCAAAUUUUUCUUUUUCAAGUAUGAUGGCGUCUGCCAGUUUAAGGAGCUGAGAAAUAAGACGACCAGAUUGACGGCUCUGACAGAUUUCAACCGAAUCGUGGCAUUCGGUAAUCUACCAGAGCAAAGUCGCGACGUGAGAUUGCUCGUGACUACUGCCAACCUAAGAAAGUUUGGUUUUUUCAAUCCUAAAGCAUCUGUGGAACCUUUAGUCCCAACCAUGCCAUACAAGGUUCCAAGGCCGAAAACAAGGACCAGGGGGUUCGUAUUUCCCCGGGUCGCCUCGGCUAGCUCAGUCGAGGCGAUCCUUGGUGAUAUCCCCACAGGAAGGAUACAAAUUGGCCCGCGAACACCCAUAGAGCGAUAUAAGGAAUCGCAGUCCGAGCCAAAGGACUUAGGGGUGCAGCUGAGGGGAUCGUAG